This is a messenger RNA of Syzygium oleosum, 2335 nucleotides long. RefSeq names its product D-aminoacyl-tRNA deacylase-like. The coding region runs from base 134 to 1156 and encodes 340 amino acids. The transcript is spliced from 16 exons. The record is from RefSeq and is a predicted model, not a curated record. NCBI's taxonomy places the organism in Eukaryota, Viridiplantae, Streptophyta, Magnoliopsida, Myrtales, Myrtaceae. Gene Ontology annotation, molecular function: D-aminoacyl-tRNA deacylase activity. Gene Ontology annotation, biological process: D-amino acid catabolic process.
GAUUGGUGCCGACACUCGAAUGCAAUUCUUCGAUUGAUUGGCGAUUUAUUUGUUAUUGAAUCUUCACGUGAAUUAAUUUCGCAUUGAUUUAGCUACAAGAAGAUUGUAUAGUCAUGCUUACAAUAGUAUCGGCAUGGGACGGCCCACGUCAGCAGCUCGUGUCCGGAGGCGUCUGGAGCCCGCUCGACCGCCGCCUGCUGCGGCGGAGAUGGUGACGCUGGUGGCGGCGACCGCCGCGGACCCGGCUUCCAUCGGGCCGGCGUCUUCCCUUCUGGCCAUGCCCGGUUGGCACCCAGGCCCCACCGUGCAGGGCAUGCCGAGUUUUGUCAAUGAAAAGGUGAGGCUGUUAAAGCUCGAGAACCACCUCGUGAGAGAGGAUCACCUGGACAAGCGUUGGGAGGAGGCGACGGGUGAGUCGGUCGACGAAGUCAUUUUUCUCAGCAGGCACGUUGCAGCGUCUAACCGCCCGGCGCUCACCAUUCAUCCGAUCGGUACACCGCAUCUGCGUCAAGAUGAGGUUCCUCUGGCUGGUGGGAGGCCAGGAUGGGCGGCCCCUCCAAAUCCUCGGAUUGGGCCCUGGCUGAGGCUCUUGAAGAACAUUGCCGAAUCACACAAACUAGUUCCCGAGUUUGAGGUCACUUUGGAGGCUACACAUCACGGACCAGAAAUUAGUUCACCAACAAUGUUCGUAGAGAUUGGUAGUACAGACGAGUACUGGAAGAGGCAGGAUGCAGCCCAAGCUAUUGCUUUGUUGGUUUGGGAAGGACUAGGUCUAGGAGGUGGAAACAGUGUAGGAGACUGGAGCAGGAAAGGUGAUCAACCUAAAGUACUUCUUGGAAUUGGUGGAGGGCACUAUGUCCCUCGGCAUAUGGACAUUGCGUGGAAAGAUGGCGUCUGGGUGGGCCAUCUAUUGUCUGGAUAUUCCCUGCCAAUGGAACAACCUAGUGAUUCAAAAGAAGUCAACUCAAAGGGUGUGGCAGGAACGUGGAGAGAAGCAAUCAAGAUUGCAUUCGAGACCACCAGAUUGGCUUUCCCUGGAGGAGAAGUGCUAGUCCAUCUUGAUCUUAAGAGUUUCAAGAGCUGGCAGAGAAAUGCUGUUACUGAGUUCUUAGCGAGUGAAAAGAUCAAGAUUGGCAAAGCUGGCGAUUUCUACUGAUUCUAACUAAUAGACACCAGUGGCAGGCCAUUCAUAUAUACAGCUCGUAGAUACAGGCCCGCAUAUGAUCCAGCUUGGCCAUUCAAUAAGCUCAUUAUAUUCCACCGACAUUUUGUGCGUGUUCCAAUUCUUAGAAUACACGAGGGAAGAUAUCUAAAAGCCAUUAACGACACGUUUAGGGUCCAAGUGGCUUGCCGAGGCAUGAAUCUGAAAUCCGGAAGUGCUGCCACCACCGGGAGUUCUGGAAGUUGGAAAGUGCUGCUAAGUUCUCGCUCUGUGGAAUUUCGGAGUUGACGAUGGAACACGGUGGAUUGAGGAACGUGCACGACAUGGACUGUGUGACUAAGUUCUUAAGGCAUCACAUAAGCCACUGGGCGUCAUGCUUCCGGGCAUUCGGGAUGAACUCAGAACAAACAGGAAGCUAUUCCCCUUCAAUACCUCCAUUGGCAAUCAGAAAUGCGAGAAUCGACUCUAACAACUGCAAUACAGACGACGCAAUCAGCAGAAAGUUCUCCCGAAGCAGGAGAACCAACAAAGAGAGACGGGUAGAUAGGCGCACCAUUCCGACUCCAGAAAGGGUAUCAAACAAGAUUAGGACUAGUUUUGCAGAAAAAGAUUUCAUUGUGUUCUCCAUAAAAGAAGAUGGGACGUUCGAUAUAGCUAAAGAUGGCAGCUCACAAACGUCCGUUUGCCAGGAUGACCGCGGGCUCAGGAGCUUAAGAUCUGUAAGCAUUAAGCUCAAAUCGAGAGGUGAGCAAGAAGCAUCGGUCCAAGAAUGUAACGAAGAGACAUCAACUGGAGGUUCCCCAGUUCUCAUUCCUGAUGAUGAGGAUGACGAAGAAGAGAGCAUGUGCUUGGAAGAAGACAACCACUUUGGCUGCGCGGGAACGGGAUUUCGAAUGGAGGGAAAUGGAGAUUGCACUCGAGGAUCGACAGAAUCAAGACACUCUGGCCAGUCUGAUGGAAGCACCGACUCGUUUACGUUUCCCGUGCUUCAUGGGCAGUGGAUUGGUAGUCCAGUGAAAAUGCCAAGAUCUGAAGACCUCUCUUUGAGGAAGCCAACAGCAAGUUGUCUUCGUUUUAAGUGCUGUAAAUUCUGAAGAAUCUUCCAUCACUCUCCCUCCAUUUUUGCGAGUUCGUACAGUCGUUUGAGCAACCACAAACAAACAGCAUUUCGAC